UUUUGAGUCUGACCAGCAGCAGCCUGGCCCUGAGCAGCUUGGCUGGUGCCUCUGAAGGUCCCAGCUGCCAGCAGCAUUUCCCAUGGGGACAGUGUUCUCCCCACAUGACUCUGCUGGCUCUAACCUGGUGAUGAAGCGUUUCAUCUCCUGCCCUGGUCAGAUUGUAAUUUAUUUAUGCCUGCAUCUUAGAUGUGAGGCCCUCUGUGAUGGUCCUGCUACCCCAGCUUCUCCCACCCCUUGCCUGCAGCACCCUUCAUCGUUAUGGGUUAUCUGUAACGCAGGGAAGAUGUUGGAGGGGCUCUGGGGGCGGGAGCCUCCCAUUGUCCUCUGCCUCUGUGUUUUGUUGUGCUGAUUUUCUUCUUCUCCUCUUGCAGCUGGGAGCCCGAGGAGCCGCGCUGGGAGGACCCUCUCCACAGGAUGUUCUCUCCACCAAAGACCUCCCUGUAACAGGCGACGAUGACAAUCCCGGCGGGACCUUGGGAAGCACUAACAUUUCAGUAGCCCAGCACCCUUGUGUGGCCGCCUCCCCCCCCUCCUCCACACCCCGCCCUCUCACUGCUCCCCGGGAUGGUGUAUUAACCAGGAAGAGCCCUGCUUCUGUCCUCCUCACCCCUCAACUUUCGGCAGCUCUGGGAUUUGUAUGGCAGCAGCGUAACCGUGGAGAGGCCGGGGUAUCACAAACUUAUGGAUUUUGAUAAGAGAGGAGGGAAAGGGGAGCUGGAGGAAGGUAAAAGGAUGUCCAAGGCAGGUGGAGGAAGGAGCAGUCAUGGAAGCCGGAGUGCUGGAACCAACUCGGGAGUCUUAAUGGUGGGUCCCAACUUCCGGGUCGGCAAGAAGAUUGGAUGCGGCAAUUUCGGAGAGCUCCGUCUAGGAAAGAACCUCUACACGAACGAAUACGUAGCUAUCAAAUUGGAACCCAUAAAAUCCCGGGCCCCCCAGCUGCACCUGGAGUACCGGUUCUACAAACAGCUCGGCAAUGCAGAAGGAAUUCCUCAGGUUUACUACUUUGGCCCCUGUGGGAAGUACAAUGCCAUGGUGUUGGAGCUGCUAGGGCCCAGCCUAGAAGAUCUCUUUGAUCUGUGUGAUCGGACCUUCACGCUCAAGACUGUCCUGAUGAUCGCGAUCCAGCUGAUCACACGGAUGGAGUAUGUCCACACCAAAAGCCUGAUCUACAGAGACGUCAAGCCAGAGAACUUCCUGGUGGGGCGGCCGGGCAGCAAGCGGCAGCACACCAUCCACAUCAUCGAUUUUGGCCUGGCCAAAGAGUAUAUUGACCCCGAGACCAAAAAACACAUCCCCUACCGAGAGCACAAGAGCCUGACAGGGACAGCACGCUACAUGAGCAUCAACACCCACCUUGGGAAAGAACAAAGCCGCAGGGAUGACCUGGAAGCAUUAGGGCACAUGUUUAUGUACUUCCUCCGUGGAAGCCUUCCUUGGCAAGGCCUCAAGGCUGACACGCUAAAGGAGAGGUAUCAGAAGAUCGGCGACACCAAAAGAGCCACUCCAGUGGAGGUGCUCUGUGAGAACUUCCCAGAGGAGAUGGCCACGUACCUGCGCUACGUGCGGCGGUUGGAUUUCUUUGAGAAGCCUGACUACGACUACCUGCGGAAGCUCUUCACAGACCUGUUCGAGAGGAACGGUUACGUGUUCGACUACGAAUACGACUGGGCAGGGAAACCACUGCCCACCCCCAUCGGCACGAUGCACAGCGAGGUGCAGGUGCAGCCCCCGAACAGAGACAAAGCACAGCCACACACCAAACACCAGGUGAUGAGCUCCACCAACGGAGAGCUGAACACGGAUGACCCCACGGCAGGACAUUCGAACGCGCCCAUCACAGCCCCCACCGAGGUGGAGGUGACAGACGAUACAAAGUGCUGCUGUUUCUUCAAGAGAAGGAAGAGGAAAACCACCAAGCGUCGCAAGUGAGCCGCCGGGGCCGCGGUGGCUCCUCUCCCUCUGGCCGUGGCUGGAUCUUGUCCUGCGGAGCCGGUGGCGGCCCCUGGGUUUGGCCGGGACCGGGGGGGGGUGCCGAGCCGGCCGGGCUCCCCCAGCGCCCCAGGCGGGGAGCAGGGCCUCCCCGCUGUGCCCUGCCCUGCCCUGCCCUGGCCGGGGGCGGCCCCGGCGCAGCCGCUGCAGUUCCCGCGUCCGGCAAAAA
Molecule: messenger RNA, 2161 nt
Organism: Strigops habroptila (Kakapo)
Lineage: Eukaryota; Metazoa; Chordata; Aves; Psittaciformes; Psittacidae
Gene: CSNK1G2
Product: casein kinase 1 gamma 2
Exons: 11
Coding region: 685-1932 (415 amino acids)
Biological process (GO): positive regulation of canonical Wnt signaling pathway; peptidyl-serine phosphorylation; endocytosis
Cellular component (GO): cytoplasm; nucleus; plasma membrane
Molecular function (GO): ATP binding; protein serine/threonine kinase activity
Source: RefSeq, a predicted model, not a curated record